UUACGCAAUAAUCAACUUGUCAUAACUUGUGUGUAGUUACAAUUGGCGCCAAAAUCUUCUGCGUCUUUUACUUCUCCAAAGAAAAUAAAGUAUAAAACGCCCAAAAAUGCCCCCGCAACUGUCCACCGGAGCCCUAUUGCGAAUAAUGAAAGACGAGAAGGUGCCAGAGCCCAUCGUGCAGAUCCUCCAAAGCAAAAAAAUCAACUGCAAUUCCGAUAAAGAACGAUACAGACUAUUAAUAUCAGACGGCAAGUACCAGAUUUCCCACGCCAUGUUAACCGGUGUGUCCGGAGUGGAAAAUUUUUCGAUAAUUAAAAUGAAGCAGUACCACUUGAGCGAAUUGAGCAGCAGCCAGAAAAUCAACAAAAUCUUGCUGAUUAUUGGCAUGGAGGUAUUGUGUAGUAUGGAUGAGAAAAUUGGGAAUCCAGAGCAACUGACAGAUCAAGUUAUAGCGAGUCAUUCGAGUUCAGAGGCUAAACCUGUGACUAACACAGUACAAAGCGUGCCAGAGCAGCCUAGAGACUUGAAUCAGUCUUUGAACCAGAGUCUGUCGGAAAGUAGAGUCAUUAGUCAGAUUUCAGCCCUCACUCCUUAUCACAACAAGUGGGUGAUUAAGGCGCGCGUUUCAAAUAAGUCUCAGAUGCGGACGUGGUCGAAUUCAAGGGGCGAAGGGAAGUUGUUUAGUGUUGAUUUGAUGGAUGAGAGUGGAGAGAUUCGGUGUACGGCGUUCAGAGACUUGGCUGACAAGUACUUCAACUACCUGCAGGUGGAUAAAGUUUACUACUUUAGUAAGUGUCAACUAAAACCGGCCAAUAAACAGUUCAACACGCUCAAAAAUGACUACGAAAUGACCAUUGGUAACGAAACGGUGAUCGAAGAGUGUCUUAACGACGACGGGUUGGUCCCUCAAGUUAAAUACUCGUUCGUACCGAUUUCGUCAGUCGCCGAGUUGGCUGUGGGGGCUCUGAUUGAUGUAAUUGGAGUUUGUAAAGAGGUUUCUGACAUUCAGAAUUUUACGUCACGGACGACCAAUCGCGAGAUGACUAAACGUGACGUAAUUUUAGUUGACCAAUCAAAAACUUCGAUCACACUAACGUUGUGGGGUAGUCAAGCUGAAAGUUUUGACGGCGUGAAUAAUCCAGUGGUGUUGGUAAGGGGGGCCAAGGUGGGGGAAUUCGGGGGCGGGAAAACUUUAUCAACCGUCAUGAGUAGUCAGAUGAAGAUCAACCCCGACAUACAGGAGUGUCACAAAAUUAAAGGGUGGUUCGAUUUGGAGGGGAAAGAGUCGGAUGUGAAGAAUUUGAGUGAAAGGACCGGCAGUGGCAGCUUCCAGAGUCAGUGGCUUUAUUUGAAGGAAGUCCAAGAUAAAGGUCUGGGUAAUUCCGAACGCGGUGACUAUUUCCAAACCCUAGCCACUGUGUUGUUAAUGCGGUCCGAAAACGCCAUCUACAAAGCGUGUCCAACUCCAGAUUGUAACAAGAAAGUAGUAGAUUUGGAAAACGGGAUGUACAGAUGCGAGAAGUGUAACAGGGAGUAUCCCAAUUUUAAAUACAGGUUGUUAGUUUCGAUGAACAUAGGCGACUUCAGCGGUAACCAAUGGGUGAGCGUGUUUUCCGGAGAGGCGGAGAAAAUCUUAGGAAAGACCUCCCAGGAGGUGGGGCUUGCGAUGGAAGAUAACUCGGAGGCGGGGACCGCCAUUUUCCAAAACGCCAAUUUUAAGCAGUUCAUUUUUAAAUGCAGGGCCAAAGUUGAGACUUACAAUGAUGAACAGCGGCUCAAAAUCGUGGUUGUCAAUGUGGAAAAUGUUGAUUAUGAAAAGCAUUCGGGGCAGCUGUGUAAAGAAAUUGCAGAGUUGACGGGAAUAAACGCUUGAAGGUGGGGUUGGCACUAAUUAAAAUUUAGGUUUUUAUACGGAUUCCAGUUGCUUUAGCUUUUACAUAUAUAUAUUAGUGAUCACACAGUAUACAACCUUGAAGGUGUUUUUUUGUUAAUUACGUGUGUGUAAAGUUGAAAAAUAGACACAGUACAGCUUUAUAAAGAA
Zophobas morio is the source of this 2041-nucleotide messenger RNA. RefSeq names its product replication protein A 70 kDa DNA-binding subunit-like (gene RpA-70). The coding region runs from base 107 to 1873 and encodes 588 amino acids. Gene Ontology annotation, biological process: double-strand break repair via homologous recombination; meiotic cell cycle; telomere maintenance via telomerase. Lineage: Eukaryota; Metazoa; Arthropoda; Insecta; Coleoptera; Tenebrionidae. Gene Ontology annotation, molecular function: single-stranded telomeric DNA binding; damaged DNA binding. The record is from RefSeq and is a predicted model, not a curated record. The transcript has 7 exons. Gene Ontology annotation, cellular component: DNA replication factor A complex; nucleus.